Molecule: messenger RNA, 2026 nt
Organism: Puntigrus tetrazona (Sumatra barb)
Lineage: Eukaryota; Metazoa; Chordata; Actinopteri; Cypriniformes; Cyprinidae
Gene: onecut3b
Product: one cut homeobox 3b
Biological process (GO): regulation of transcription by RNA polymerase II
Cellular component (GO): nucleus
Molecular function (GO): RNA polymerase II cis-regulatory region sequence-specific DNA binding; DNA-binding transcription factor activity, RNA polymerase II-specific
Source: RefSeq, a predicted model, not a curated record
CAGACGCGCACCGAACGCUCCGCGGCGAUUUACCCAGGACAAAAGCUUCGGCGCGUCAUGCUGGACUGACCGGCUCCGAAAUCGAUGGAUUGGUUUUGAAAUCGUUUCGGUCUUUCUGCGCGUCUCUCACGAUGGAACUCACGAUGGAAAACAUGCACGGCGUCGCGUCGCACGCGCAAGCGGGGGACCUAAUGAACUCCUCGCACGGCAGACCCACGUCGGCUUCCCACCGGAGCCUGGUGACCCACGGGCGCUCGGCGAUGGUGUCCAGCAUGGCUUCGAUCCUGGAGGGCGCCGGUGAGUACCGGAGCGACCCCGCGCUGUCGGGCCACCUGCACCCCGCUAUGACCAUGUGCGAGUCGGGCAUGAGUCUCUCCAACACCUACACCACCCUCACGCCGCUCCAGCACCCCCCUAUAUCUACGGUGUCGGAUAAGUUCCACCACGCGCAUCCGCAUUCGCAUCACCACGCCGCGCACCAGCGCCUCUCCACCGGCAACGUCAGCGGGAGUUUCACGCUCAUGCGCGACGACCGCGGCCUGGCGUCCAUGGGCAACUUAUACAGCCACUAUCCCAAAGAGAUGUCCGGCAUGGGCCAGCCCUUAUCCCCGCUCUCGAACGGCCUCGGCUCUCUGCACAACUCCCAACAAGCGCUGUCCGCCUACGGGCCGAGCGCGCACCUCCCCAACGACAAGAUGCUCUCUCCGAGCGGCUUCGAGUCGCACGCGGCGAUGCUUUCCCGGAGCGAGGAGCACCUCGCGCGGAGUUUAGGCGGCCACGGGCACGGCAUGAUCUCCAAUCUCAACGGGAUGCACCCACACAGCCACCUGCACUCGCAGGCGAACGGAUCCAUGCUGGCGGAGCGAGAGCGGCACGGAGGCGGCGGCGGCGGCGGCGCGCAGGGCGGCGGAUCGGGGCAGGUGGAGGAGAUCAACACCAAGGAGGUGGCGCAGAGGAUCACGGCCGAGCUCAAGCGAUACAGCAUACCUCAGGCCAUCUUCGCGCAGAGGAUCUUGUGUCGGUCGCAGGGAACUCUGUCGGAUCUGCUGCGCAACCCAAAGCCCUGGAGUAAACUCAAGUCCGGUCGCGAGACUUUCAGACGCAUGUGGAAAUGGUUACAGGAGCCCGAGUUUCAGAGGAUGUCCGCGCUGAGGCUUGCAGCCUGCAAGAGAAAGGAACAGGAGCAGCACAAAGACAGAAACAUGGUGCCCAAGAAGCAGCGCCUGGUCUUCACCGACCUGCAGCGGCGAACGCUCAUCGCCAUCUUCAAGGAGAACAAGCGGCCCAGCAAAGAGAUGCAGAUCACCAUCUCGCAGCAGCUGGGCCUGGAGCUCUCCACCGUCAGCAACUUCUUCAUGAACGCGCGCCGCAGAUGCGUGGACCGCUGGCAAGACGAGCAUGCGCUCAGUCCCGGGCAGCCCGGCACCUCGGGGACCACUUUCUCCAAGGCCUGAGCGACUCGGACGCAGACGCGCAGCUGAUGAUGAUCUACGGCGCCCGGCAGACCUCGCAGACCUCCUCCGCGCACGGCGGAUGCGGAUGAAUCAUUUGCAUUUGUCAGAUCAAACGCGUUCUUUUACUCCAUCCGUCCGCGUCUUUCUUUCUCACCGUGGCCAUCCCCUCACCUGUGCUUGAUAUUUGAGCUAAGACAUCUCUCAUCUCAGUCUCUGGAUUAGCCGGGCAGAAUUUUCUCUCUCUCAUAGAGCAGCAGAAAGAAGGAAAAGAAGGCAAUAUACGUAUUUUAGCACACGACCCUUGGUUCUCGACAUCAGGAUGCACAUCUAGAUAUUCAUAUAGCUUCCCGAAUCAUUUUCAGGUGUCGCUCUGUACUUUCACUGCCAGCGUGGCGCCUUGUUCGUGCUUCAGCACAAUGAUAAAGGGAUGCAAAGAAUCAAUCGGCUCUCUGUAUUGGCCCCUAAAGAAUCAUUUUACCGUAGGGGUCUUACAGAGAGCUUCACCUGCACAGAGCAACGGCGCCACCUCCUGGAAAACCCUAGAUAAAAACCCACGCUCGCUUUGCUGCCUU